Anopheles arabiensis is the source of this 485-nucleotide messenger RNA. Its product is annotated as cathepsin K-like. Gene Ontology annotation, molecular function: cysteine-type endopeptidase activity. Gene Ontology annotation, cellular component: lysosome. The coding region runs from base 56 to 349 and encodes 97 amino acids. The record is from RefSeq and is a predicted model, not a curated record. Lineage: Eukaryota; Metazoa; Arthropoda; Insecta; Diptera; Culicidae. The transcript is spliced from 2 exons.
ACAAUGUACCUUCAAUAGAGACUAUGCAAUUGCCAACAUUAGCGAGUGGUCCAUUAUGCCCAAAAACGAAGACGCACUUGCAUUUGCCCUGUGGAAGGUCGGUCCCAUUCCAGUCAGUAUAAAUGCGGCACCCAAAUCAUUCCAGUUGUAUAGCAAUGGUAUUUACGACGAUGAAGCUUCGUGUGAUAACUCCAAAGUGAACCACGCGAUGCUCCUGCUCGGAUACACCAAAGACUACUGGAUACUGAAAAACUGGUGGGGCAGCUGGGGAGAGGAUGGCUAUAUGAGGCUGGCACGUGGCAAAAAUCUAUGUGGCAUCAGCAACUACGCGGGCUACGUUACGGUUUAAGUGGUCGCUAGUGAUGUUCUGUAACAACGAAUAGCCAACAACGUUAUUACAGAUCUUGAAAAUAGAUAUAACCAAAUUUUAAUGUAAUGUUCGUUGUAUUUUUGGGGGAACAAGUAUUAUAAUACAUCAAUUAAAG